Macadamia integrifolia is the source of this 1464-nucleotide messenger RNA. RefSeq lists its product as uncharacterized. The record is from RefSeq and is a predicted model, not a curated record. The transcript is spliced from 9 exons. The coding region runs from base 1 to 1143 and encodes 380 amino acids. Gene Ontology annotation, molecular function: minor groove of adenine-thymine-rich DNA binding. NCBI's taxonomy places the organism in Eukaryota, Viridiplantae, Streptophyta, Magnoliopsida, Proteales, Proteaceae.
AUGGUGAUCAGUUUUAGUCCAGAAGUCGCACUUUCUAUUGUUGAUCCAUGGCUGAUGCUUGCAGAGAAGAAGGAUAGUGACAACCGUGGCUUCUACAGUCUCUCCACCAAAAAUGUUUACCACUUGAAUUUGCCAGAGGCCAGCGGUAGGAAGUAUUGGUCCUCCAAUGGACCUGGCGUGGCCCUUGAUGUUACUCCUGAAAAGACUCAGAAGUUUUCUUUUGAUCCAUGUAAAUUUCUUGCUCUUAUAUGUUUCCAUUUACAGUUUGUAUAUGUCAAUGAACAGAUGAUGUACACUCGAAAGCUUGAAAGGAGGUGGCCCAGUGUACAAUGCACAUGUACUGAGGAAGGAUCUAUUGCAGAUGCAUUUAUACUAAACGCAGCAGCAGCUCUGUUGGUGAGUGGGCGUGUGAGGAGCCUGAGUGAAGGUGUUGCCCCGGCCAGAGAAACACAUCACUCGGGGAAAGCUCUCAAGAACCUGGAGUCUUGGCUACGCAUCUCCGAGAGCACAUCAUCGGCUUUCUCUCAGGGCUUUGCAUCACCUGCUUCUGAAUUCUCUCCGAAGCAGAUUAGAGGGCCGCCGCCACAGAAUUCCGGCGAUCGGAAACCGACUCCCCCUUUAGGUGAAUUGGUUGCGAAUGUAGAAGGAAGAGACUUCACACCGCACGUGGUUACAAUACAUACAGGGGAGGGCAGUUUUGAGAUACUCACUUUAUUUGGGUCCUUCACAACUACUGAUAAUGGUGUUAUACGCAGCACAACUAGUGGAUUAAGUGUUACAGUGGCUGGCGCUGAUGGUCGUGUGAUUGGUGGUGCACUAGCAGGUCAAUUGAUUGCUGCUAGCCCGAUUCAAGUUGUGGUUGGAAGUUUCAAGUCAAAUGAUAAAUCUCACAAAAGGAAGAACGACGAUGGAUCUCCAAUGCCUUCAGCAACACCAGAUCCCCAAGACGUGGCUUCUGCAGCCAGACCAAUAACUCAGCCUACACCUGAUGAUGACACCUCCGCCACCCCAACAUCCGCAUUACUAGGACAGGGCCAUGGUGAUGCAGAAAACAGUGCAAGCAGUAAUCUAAACCCAAACACUGGUUUUCAAAGUGCCGAUUGCUAUGGAACAAUGUUCACACAAGAACAGAGACUCUCCUGACACUAAUGCAUGUGUGACUGGGGAAUAAUAUAGAAGGUGUUAGAAUAGGUGCUAUAGAGGCUGGAAUGUUUGGUGGAUUAGGCUGACUUAACUGCUUUAUCAUUGCUUCAUUAUUUCUACCUGAAGAUCGAUUCCAAGGAAUUUCAUGGGAUAUUCUAUUUUUGUUGUAAUUCUGUUGUUUUUAAUUGUGAAAGGAUAAUCAUUGGGGAGGGGGGUGUCUCCCUCCCUCAGGGCUCUUCAUUGAUUUUAAAUGUCAUAUGAAGGUGGAAACUUUAUAUUUAGUAGUAAUUAAUAUCUGAAAGUUACAAUUUUUUAUAGGAA